Schistocerca gregaria is the source of this 1481-nucleotide messenger RNA. RefSeq names its product actin-related protein 3-like. The record is from RefSeq and is a predicted model, not a curated record. Gene Ontology annotation, cellular component: actin cortical patch; Arp2/3 protein complex. Gene Ontology annotation, molecular function: actin filament binding. The transcript is spliced from 4 exons. The coding region runs from base 60 to 1301 and encodes 413 amino acids. Gene Ontology annotation, biological process: Arp2/3 complex-mediated actin nucleation. Lineage: Eukaryota; Metazoa; Arthropoda; Insecta; Orthoptera; Acrididae.
GCUUUCGUUUUUGUACAUUCAUUCAAAUUUACAUAUCUGUAAACUUAAUUACUGCUACUAUGAAUAACAUUCGUCUUCCAGCGCUUGUAAUUGAUAAUGGGACCGGCUACACAAAAAUGGGCUAUGCCGGAAAUUCUGAGCCAAGUUAUAUUUUUCCUACGGUUAUUGGCACACACGAGCCCGAGGGUGCUGUUGCUGAGCGUGUAGAAGAUUUGGAUUUCUAUAUUGGUGACCAGGCUAUCGAAAAUCAAAAAUCCUAUUCAUUGUCAUGGCCAAUACGUCAUGGUCUUAUCGACAAUUUUACCCAAAUGGAGAAAUUCUGGCAAAGGUCCAUUUUCAAAUACUUGCGAGCAGAACCAGAGGAUCACUAUGUCUUGCUGACUGAACCCCCCCUUAAUCCGCCAGAGAAUCGCGAAUUUACAGCGGAGGUAUUUUUUGAAUCUCUAGGCGUCCCAGGGCUUUAUAUUGGUGUGCAGGCUGUGUUGGCUCUCGCGGCUAGCUGGACCUCGAAAAAGGCCGAGCGCACACUGACUGGAACUGUGAUAGAUUCUGGAGAUGGUGUGACGCAUGUUAUUCCUGUGGCAGAGGGAUACGUCAUUGGAAGCUCUAUCAAGCACAUCCCGUUGGCAGGCCGUGAUAUCUCUUUAUUCGUGCAAUCCAUACACCGAGAACGUGGCGAACAAAUCCCACCAUCUGAAUCUCUUGAUGUUGCACGCCGUAUCAAGGAACAGUAUAGCUAUGUGUGCCCAGACAUAGCCAAGGAAUUUGCCAAGUAUGACUCAGCACCUGAUCAAUGGAUCAAAAAAUUCGAGUCACAAAACCUGGUAACCAAACAAAAAUACACGGUAGAGGUCGGCUACGAGCGCUUUUUGGCUCCAGAAAUUUUCUUCAAUCCGGAAAUUUUUUCGUCUGACUUCCUUACGCCCUUGCCUGUGGUAGUGGACAACGUAAUUCAACAGUGCCCGAUUGAUGUUCGCCGAGGUCUGUAUAAGAACAUCGUUCUUUCUGGUGGAACAACCAUGUUCAAAGACUUUGGAAGGCGCAUAGAUCGCGACUUGAAAAGAAUAGUCGACGCUCGUACUAAAAAGAGCGAAGAGCUUACAGGCGGAAAGUUCAAAUCGCAGCCAGUCGAAGUGAAAGUUAUCACGCAUGCUAUGCAACGUUAUGCAGUAUGGUUUGGCGGAUCUAUGCUUGCAUCUACGCCAGAGUUCUAUACUGUCUGUCAUACGAAGAGUCAAUACGACGAGAUUGGUCCGUCAAUCUGUCGUUACAACCCCGUUUUUGGUGCUGGAAUGGGUUGAUCUUCUCAUUUCCCCUUCAUCUGUUACAUCUAGAGCUUGCGAUGCUUGGCAUUUUUUAAUAGCAAGUCUAGGCUUGAUUCUUAUAUGCCUGCCCUUUUAAGAAAAAUUAUGGCUAUUUAUUUAAACGAUAUAGCUGUAUAAAAUCAAUAUAGAACGCAUUUUUUUGCAUAUUGAUACAAA